Molecule: messenger RNA, 1552 nt
Organism: Leptinotarsa decemlineata (Colorado potato beetle)
Lineage: Eukaryota; Metazoa; Arthropoda; Insecta; Coleoptera; Chrysomelidae
Product: voltage-dependent anion-selective channel
Biological process (GO): monoatomic anion transmembrane transport
Cellular component (GO): mitochondrial outer membrane
Molecular function (GO): voltage-gated monoatomic anion channel activity
Source: RefSeq, a predicted model, not a curated record
CAACAAUUUAUUUGAACAAUUGAAUGAACAAGAAUGACAUCUUGUCAGCAGUUUGGAAAUGGAGGUGUCAAAUUAUAAAGUAAUUUGUGAAACGUAAAACAUGGAAAAUCCAUGUAAACAACAUAUAGAAGAAAAACACUACACCUAUCCCCGAAUUGCCGAAACCAAUAUUAAAAACGAAAAUGGGAGGGCCGAAGUUAGACAGGUAGACUGCGGCAAGAAAAAAAAUGGGUUCGGAUUUUUACGGAAGUCUGCCGAGGACGAUGAGCCUCCAAAGCCACCGUUGUUGGAAAUGUCUCCACCACCAUACUCCGAUUUGGGCAAAAGGGCCAAAGAUGUCUUCAACAAGGGCUACCACUUCGGUCUCAUCAAACUGGACUGCAAAACCAAAACCGGCGGCGGAGUGGAAUUCAACACCGGUGGUACUUCCAACCAAGAAUCUGGAAAGGUGUCUGGUUCCUUAGAAACCAAAUACAAAGUCAAAGACUAUGGACUAACGUUCACCGAAAAGUGGAACACCGACAAUACUCUGGGCACUGAAAUUGCUGUCCAAGAUCAACUUUUGAAAGGUCUCAAGGUGUCUGGUGAUGUCAGCUUUUCACCUCAAACUGGAUACAAAUCCGGUCGUGUAAAGACUGCUUUCGUCAACGAAAGAGUAGCAGCUAACGCAGACGUUGACUUGGAUACAAACGGUCCCGUUGUGAGCGCAUCAGCAGUUGUCGGCCAUCAGGGUUGGUUGGCAGGUUACCAGGCUGCUUUCGACAGCCAAAAAUCUAAACUAACUAAAAGCAAUUUUGCAUUGGGAUUCUCUACUGGAGAUUUUGUACUGCAUACCAGUGUUGAACAUGACAGUGAGGACGGCCAAGAAUUUGGCGGUUCCAUCUAUCAGAAAAUCAGUCCCAAACUGGAAUCCGGUAUUCAACUGGCAUGGUCCGCAGGCAGCAACAACACCAAGUUCGGCAUUGGUGCCAAGUACGACCUUGAUCAGGAUGCAGCUCUUCGUGCUAAAAUCAACAAUGCCAGCCAGAUCGGUUUGGGAUACCAACAACGUUUACGUGAAGGUGUCACCCUUACUCUGUCCGCCCUCAUCGACGGGAAGAAUUUCAACAAUGGAGGCCACAAGAUCGGGUUAGCUCUCGAACUGGAGGCUUAGUCGAAAUACACCCUGUUCCAUAUUGUAUUAGCGCCGCCACGUCUUGAAACCUGCUGUAUUGUAGAUAUAUAUUUGUUUUAAAGGGACCUUUAGAAUUAACUUUCCCAUUUGUUCUUAUUUCAUUAUUCAGAAAUUAUGGUUUUUUACACAUGUAUAUAAUUUCAUUGGUAAUGAACGAUGUAUGCUUUCUCUCCCAAAAUAUUUGAAUAUAUUUAGGAGCAUUUCGUUUUGCCACCACAUUCAUUAUAUGUCGAUUUUUUCGAAAGGGUAACGGGCUACAUUUACUUGCGUAGGUAUCUCAAUUAGUUUCUCGGAACUUUGGCCGUCACACCUGCAGGAAAGUAUUCAAAUGUGUAUUGUGAACUGAAACAUCAAGACAAGAAUAUAUUAUACAGUUUA